Molecule: messenger RNA, 1092 nt
Organism: Hemisphaericaspora subhashii
Lineage: Eukaryota; Fungi; Ascomycota; Pichiomycetes; Serinales; Debaryomycetaceae
Exons: 1
Coding region: 1-1092 (363 amino acids)
Source: RefSeq, a predicted model, not a curated record
AUGGAUUUUGGAAAUAUCGUUAAGCAAGGACAAAAUAUCCUUAGUGAAGGCUAUGUUACUGUUGAUGAUGCUGAAGAUGCGUUCGACAACAUCUCGAAGGGUGGUGACCUCAAAACUGUAGCCAUAAAGACCUAUGCAGAUUAUCAAGAAAACCACAAGAAUAGUGGUAAGAACGACAAGGAAGAUGACAAGAAUAAGUCCACGGAUGAUGCUAGUAGUGGAUUGGGUGGUCUCUUAAAGAAGGGAGCAGACUUGCUUGAAGGUGAAAACAAGACCAAGAAUCAAGAAGACUCUUCUUCAGGUGCCGCUAGUCUCUUACAGAAGGGAGCUGAGCUACUUCUGGGAAGUAAAGUUACCACUGACGAUCUCAAGGACGCUUAUGACAAUUAUUCAAAGGGUGGUGAUCUUAAGACUAUUGCUACCAAGACAUAUGCUGAUUAUCAAUAUAAUCACAAGGAAGGUGAUGAAAAGAAGGAAAAAGACCAAGAUAAGAAGGAAGACAAGGAAGAAGAUAGAAAUGACAGUAGGAAGCAAAGCAAUGACCGUUCCAAUGAAUCCUCAUCUUCUAAAGAGAGAACCUCUUCUAGUGGUGAACGUAAAAACAAUAACAAUUCUUCUCAAUGCAAAGAUCUGAACACUGGCGGAUAUGGACAAUCCAAUACCUAUUCCGAUGAUAGUAACAGUCAAUCCCGUACUGCUCAAAGGGAUGAAAAUACUAGUGGUUAUUCUUCCGGAAGAACUCAAGAAAAUUCUAAGGAAAGAAAAGAUACUUCCUAUGGUAACACGAGUCGCGAUGACAGCUAUUCAAGUACCAAUGACAGAAGGGAUGAAAGUUCAAGAACUUCUGAGAGCUACUCUCGUACUAAUGAAUCUUCUCAAGGAGGAUACCUGAAGACUAGUUCCCUGUCGGCAUCUGGAAACUACUCGUCAACUAAUGGUAUCACUACUGGAGUUGCAAACCUUUCAACCGGAAAUCGCCAAGACACUAGUAGUGGUAGCAGGAACCAAAGGGAAAGAGAUGAGAGCUCUUCUUACGUUGGAAGCGAAGAGAGAACUGGCCUGAACAGAAAUGACAGAGAAAAUAGAUAUUAA